Messenger RNA from Aaosphaeria arxii CBS 175.79, 373 nucleotides. RefSeq lists its product as uncharacterized. The transcript has a single exon. NCBI's taxonomy places the organism in Eukaryota, Fungi, Ascomycota, Dothideomycetes, Pleosporales. The record is from RefSeq and is a predicted model, not a curated record. The coding region runs from base 33 to 323 and encodes 96 amino acids.
AUCGACGCCCGAAGAGUCAGCGAAGGUGUUUCAUGCUGGCAAUCGCUGAGUUCUAUAUUCAUAAUGCAUCCAAUUACGAUGACAACAACUACCGCAAUCCCCAAGCUUUGUUUAAUGACCCAGCUUCGUUUGAUCCUCCAAUUCUAUCGAAUGCCGCAGCUCCAUCAAGUGCUGCAACUCCAUCAAAUGAUGCAGCUCUAUCGAAUGCUGCAGCUCUAUCGAAUGCUGCAGCUCCAUCGGAUGCUGCAUUAAGUGCUGUUAAGACUUUGGCUAGGAAUCGAGGCCCUACUUCAAUCAACAGAUCCAGAAAGCGACCUAAAUAGACCCGACCCUUGGUGAAGUAGUUCCAAAACAUUAGGCUGUACGCACGUAA